Thlaspi arvense is the source of this 1577-nucleotide messenger RNA. Lineage: Eukaryota; Viridiplantae; Streptophyta; Magnoliopsida; Brassicales; Brassicaceae. The record is from the annotation of a GenBank genome assembly.
AAAUUUUAUAUAUCAUAAACUUGCACAAUUCAAUGUAUAUAUACAAUAUACUCCAGCUUUAUUAUAAGUCUUGCCUGAUUAAUUAACUGUCAAACCUCAAAGAAAUUAAAUGACAACCACCACCACCACUAGUCGCAGACUUCGGCCUCCGUCGCCGAAUAUUGACCGGAGCCGGAGUAUAGCCUCUUCGAUCUCUCUCCCGGUAUCCUUAAAUGCUUCAUUCUCGUCUUCUUGUUCAUCAUCUUCUUCUUCUUCUCCUUCCAACUCAAGCAAACGUGUGAUGAUAAGCAGAUCACAAUCCACAACAAGAUCUUCCAGACCCACCGGAUCCAACCCGAAAUCCGGCGAGAUGAUCCCGGCUAGAAACAGCGCAUCAAAAUCCCACGAUAUGAACAACGGUAGAAGCAGAGAGGCGUUUGCUCGGUACUUGGAGCAACGUGAGCGUGGCAGUCCUCGUAAUUACGCUUCAUCGAAAGCGGUAAAACCGGGAGCUACCUCAGCAUCGGCGUGGGCAUUGUCCCCGGGGAGAGUUUCUACGAUGAAAACGUCUUUGUCCAGCUCAGCUCCGGCUAAUUCAACGUGCCAGACGCCCCCUGAGUCCCCGGUAAGCGUGGCCAAGAUAAGAGGCGGUGGCGGUGGAGCGGUAGCCGGAGUUUUGAAAUACUUCAAGACGCAGAAGAAAGUUUCUCCGGUUCAAGAGGAGGAGCAUCACCGGUUUAGGAUCUUUCAGAACAGAUUACUUCAGUUAAGGUUCAUUAACGCAAGAACUGAAGCCACUAUGGCUAACCUUAAGGUCAACGUUGAGGAUCAGUUGUUUUGGGUUUGGCUUAGGAUAUACAAAACGAGGAACUAUGUAGUGGAAAAUUUAAUUGAAGUUCAGAGGCUCCGUCAAGAAAUGAAAUUACGUCAAGUUCUCAGUCUCCAAAUGCCUUUACUCAAUGAGUGGUCGAAACUGGACGCGAAAAACUCCGAAGCGUUGAGCAAGCUAACUCGAAAACUGCAUGCUUUGUCUCUCCGUUUACCCCUCGUACAUGGUGCAACGAUAGAUGUGGUGUCCAUACAUGAUGAAAUGGUCAUAGCUAUAGAAGUCAUGGAUGAGAUUGAAGAAGUCAUCAAGAAGUUUCUCCCACGAGUUGAAAUAAUUCUGUAUGAGCUGACAGAAUUGAUCAGUAUGUUCAAGCAAGAAUUGUUAUAUUUUGAAGAGUUGGAGAAGAGCCUUUUCCUUAUUCCGGUUUCUGCGGCGAAGGAGAGUAGCUUAAAGGUCCAUUUUCUCCAGAAGACUGAAGAACAGAGAAAAUCUUUGUAACGUUGAUAAUAGCUUCUCUCCAGUAACUCAGAAGUUGGGAUGUGUAACUACUACAUGUUAAUUACAUUACACAUUGUGCAAACUGGUGACUAUAUAACGCGACACUUUAGUAGAAAUACCACAGUAUUCUCGCAAGUCACAUUGUAGGUAAAAGUUAUUACUCAUCAUAGACAUUUGUGUUUCAUACAUAAACCUAUCAACCAAAUAUUAAUAAACUUCCUUUGAUUGUCCGCGAAAAAUAAUUUGGGUUAUAUUCAUGUACUAUUUGUAA